Molecule: messenger RNA, 900 nt
Organism: Rotaria sordida
Lineage: Eukaryota; Metazoa; Rotifera; Eurotatoria; Philodinida; Philodinidae
Source: the annotation of a GenBank genome assembly
AUGGAUACCGACCAACAAAAUCAAAAAGAUAUAUCAAAAGUGUUCGCUGUAUUACGAGCGAAACUGAAUGCCAAAGAAAAAGAAUUACUUGAAUUGCAACGAGCUGAACCAUGUUUAUUAGCACCUGAUACUGAACAAAUAGAGACAUUACUCAAUGCCAUAUCUUCUCUUCAUUUAUCAACACAAGAAGGUUCAUUUAUUUUUGCUUCGGAUUCUGCUUCCAAUAGUUUUUCUUCAACAAGUGUGUGUUCAACUGGUGUUGAUUCGAUAAAAACUUUACCAUCAACUGUUUGGUUACCCGAAUCAAAUCAUGUUGAACAGAACGAAGAACAGAAAAAUAAAUAUCGUUUACCUAUGGUCACUCAUCUUUUUUCAUUGCCUGUUAAUGCAUUUGUAGCUUCAUCAUUAAAUAAUUCAAAAUUACCAUCGUGUGAAACAACAGUUCAACCAGAAGAUGAACCUUCAAAUCGUCUUCCCAUGGUUAGUCAAUUGUUUUCAAUGCCUAUAAAUGCUUUCAAAUCGUCAUCGAAUAUACAAACAAUGAACGAGUCUGCACUUGUCCAAAUUAAUGAUACAAAAAAAACAGUAACUGAUGAUAAAAAUAUCUUAUCAACAACAGAAGUACCAAAGAGUAUUUUAAAUCCUGGAACGAUUUAUUCAAAAGAACAUUGGCUUCGAAAAACUUCAUCAGAUGAAUCUGAAUCUAUUCCUUUAGAUUUAGAUUCAUAUAUUCAACAGACAACUGAGAAAAUGCGUCGUCUUCAUAUGGAAUACGUCGAAGCACUUGAGAAAUUAAAAACACCAUCAAAUCCAGUAGAUUCUUCAAAAACACUUAAAACCAUGUAUCCACAAAUGUUUGAUCGAAUUAAGCAAGAGAUGCCAACUAAGAACCCCACCUAG